This is a messenger RNA of Zeugodacus cucurbitae (melon fly), 1305 nucleotides long. RefSeq lists its product as uncharacterized. Lineage: Eukaryota; Metazoa; Arthropoda; Insecta; Diptera; Tephritidae. Bases 129 to 545 code for a protein of 138 amino acids. The record is from RefSeq and is a predicted model, not a curated record. The transcript has 4 exons.
GAUAACGAAAAUUUAACUAAUGUACUGUGGGUAUAAACGCAACGGCUAAAAAAUUCAGUUGACAUCCGAAAGCCUAUCGGUGAUGUUCAAAUGUUUUUCUAAAAAAAAAAAACAAAAGCAGAAAUACUAUGGAAAUGAGAUUAGUGUAUUUAUUAAUGGUGCUAAUCAUAUGUAUAGGAAUUGAAGCUGCGAAAAUACCUAUUAAUAUGGAUUCAGAUACGUAUGUACAUCAUAGAAUAUUCUCUAGGAGCAGCUGCCCAAAAGAUCACCGCGGAAGGUGCAUAGAAACCAGCACUAUAAUAAAUAGAAAAUAUAUCGAAUUUGAAAGCGGCAAUCCAACCACCGAGACAAGUUCAGCAAGACAGAAAGCCAUACACGAAUCAUCCGCAAUUGUACUAAAUUGCCCAAAGGAUCAUCGCGGAAGGUGCAUAGAAACCAGCACUAUAAUGAAUAUAAAACAUUUCGAAAAAACAAUCGACAAUCCAACCACCGAAAGUUUUGAAGAAUUGCUAAAUAAAAUAUUCAAUGCUACGAGAAGAAGGUGAACUCCGAGAAAAGUGAAAGAGACUAUAUAUAAUAAAUUGUGUCAAAAAAAAAAUAAAACUGAUUUGCUGUAUUAAAGCCACACUAAAUUCUCAUCGUUCAAUUUUUUAAUCUUCUGAAGCAAUCUCAUGUUGAACAUAUUAAGUUCUACUAAAAGAGGAGAUUAUUAAAAAUAAGAGAGCAUAUACUACGAGUAGAAGGUGAACUCCGAGAAAAGUCUAAGAGACUAGAGUACUGAUAUUUCGUAUUUAAAUAAUAUAUAAUUUUAUAUUAAAUGUAUAAAAAAAAUAAAACUGUUACAUAUUAAGUUCUACUAAGAGAUGAGAUUAUUAAAAAUAAGAGAGUAUUUGAGUGAAAGCUUGUAUAUUAUAUUAUUAUAAAUAUGGUACACCGGCAAAAUAAAUUUAGUAAAGAUUCGAGAGUCGAUUAGUGAAGUUGAAAUAAACAAAAUAGUCUAAAGAUGAGAUUGGUGCGCUUAUUAUUAGUACUAAUUGUAUAUUUUGGAAUUGUAGUUGCAGAUGUCAUUACGAGCGUGACUGAUCGCCUCCAUGCAAAACAUUGGAGAGUAUCGCCAAACUGCAAAAUGAAUCAUCGCAGGGAGUGCAUUGAAAAAUAAUACGCAAAUAUAUCGCAAAAAAAGCGUAGAAUCGAACUCUCAGAACGGGUCCAGGAACUAGAACACUGAUAUAUGCUAAUUUAAUUUGUAUAUGGUUUUCUGUAAUUUGUGUAAAAAUAAAACUAAUUUGCCAUGUUAAAACUAAA